AUGGCACCUCCGCCUGUUGUUGCAACCAACACAUCCACCGGCGCCACUGCGCCCCCUGUACCCGCAACCUCACUGGGUAAUACCAACAACGUACCGUUAGCUGCACAAAACUACGUCCCAUUUAUCAACGACGACAUUCUCCCCCCUAAUCCAAACGGACCCAGAUCGGUAUAUCCCCCAUUUAGCAACCGCUUUGCCACAGGAGAAGAAGCCAAGGCCUGGCGCAAACGUUCACGCGGAAUGAUCAAGGAAGGAGCACCAGAUCUCUUGCGGGUAAAGCAUUUCGGACGUGAUUACUGGGUCCGCCGCAUCUACGAAUCCAUGAUCGAUGUUUCCAACAUAGACGAUGGCAAAGAUUCGCCCCACCGCCGCCGUAUUGUGAAAGACCAAGCCCAUGAGCCCUGGGACCUCGAAGCCACGGCACACCACAUCUUUGACCGCGCCGUCGCUGUGCACGAGGUUGGAUGGAACAGGUCGAUGGUUUACUACAAGGAAGCCAAGCGGGGAAAGCUUAUUGAUCUGGGCGAGAAGUGUCUGGAGAAGAGACUCACGUGUAUUUGCAUGGCGCUGCAGCAGCAAAAGGCCGUCGUAGAUGAUGCGGUGAGAGGUGGUAUCACACUGAGGCUGUUGUGCGAUAACCCUACGGCGAGGGCGGCUACCAAGAAAUCGAACAAUACGGGGAAUAGGAAGAGGGGGAUGAAGCUGAAGGCUCUGAAGGAGUUGGGUAUUAAGGUUCCUGAUGUGCCUAAGGAGGGUGAGGAGCCUGAGGAGCUUGAGGAGCCUGAGGAAUCUGAGGAAUCUGAGGAAUCCGAGGGACCUGAGGAAUUUGAGUAA
Bipolaris victoriae FI3 is the source of this 834-nucleotide messenger RNA. RefSeq lists its product as hypothetical. The coding region runs from base 1 to 834 and encodes 277 amino acids. The record is from RefSeq and is a predicted model, not a curated record. The transcript has 2 exons. Lineage: Eukaryota; Fungi; Ascomycota; Dothideomycetes; Pleosporales; Pleosporaceae.